Cordyceps fumosorosea ARSEF 2679 is the source of this 396-nucleotide messenger RNA. RefSeq names its product Killer toxin, Kp4/SMK-like, core. The record is from RefSeq and is a predicted model, not a curated record. Bases 1 to 396 code for a protein of 131 amino acids. Lineage: Eukaryota; Fungi; Ascomycota; Sordariomycetes; Hypocreales; Cordycipitaceae. Gene Ontology annotation, cellular component: extracellular region. The transcript is spliced from 2 exons.
AUGAAGUUCUUCUCGCUUUCCCUCUUUCUCACCGGAGCUGCGGCUCUCGGAAUCAACUGCCGAGGCAGUGGUUUCUGCAAUGUCAACGAUGCAUCGCUGCAAGUCGUUCACGAUCAAGUUGGCAAUCUAAUCGCCUCAGGCGGUGGUGACAGAAGAUUCAAUGGCGGUGACCAAAUUGCCUGCUCGCACGGUUCUCAGGGUAGCAUUUGUGCCUUUUACCAAAACGGCGCUUCCGGAUCAACCAAGGACGCGUACGGUCAACUACAGCAACUUCUUGACCACAAGUGUCACGCUUGUGGUAGUGUACCCACUGAGCCUGGUAACGAUGUGUCGAAAGGCGAGCUCACCGUCAACUACGUUUCGAAACCGUGCUGUGAGGGUGACUGCCACUGCUAG